Leishmania mexicana MHOM/GT/2001/U1103 is the source of this 1143-nucleotide messenger RNA. Its product is annotated as putative vacuolar ATP synthase subunit c. NCBI's taxonomy places the organism in Eukaryota, Euglenozoa, Kinetoplastea, Trypanosomatida, Trypanosomatidae. Bases 1 to 1143 code for a protein of 380 amino acids. The record is from RefSeq and is a predicted model, not a curated record. Gene Ontology annotation, molecular function: proton-transporting ATPase activity, rotational mechanism. Gene Ontology annotation, cellular component: vacuolar proton-transporting V-type ATPase, V1 domain. The transcript has a single exon. Gene Ontology annotation, biological process: proton transmembrane transport.
AUGACCGAGAGUUUUGUAAUUCUUGCGCUGCCAUACUUGCAGCCGUCGCAGGACCCCCUGCAGUCCGCCCAAUAUGAAGCGCUUGUGCGUCAGAUGGGCCCUCUGGGACAGACGUUUCGCCACUUUUUUAUCCCCAGCCUCAAGAUUGGCACGUUGGACUCUCUAAUGGAGGCAAGCGAUGAGUUAGCGAAGCUGGAUCCGAUGAUGGAGAACAAUCUGCAGAAGUUGAUUGGGCUGAUGGAGGAAACAUCCGGAAAGCCGCGCAGUGUAGUUACGACGUUCCGAAUCAACCAAACUCAGGAAAUGUCGUCCGCUGGCUACAUCAAGAACUUCCUGUGGAGCAGUGCGCAGUUCGACCCCAAGGAGACAAUUCAGAACCUAAUAGAGAAAUUUUCCCGAAUCAACGCUACAGCUGAUGAACGUGUCCGUGUCAUGCUGGCGGAGUACACUGAAACUCGCAACAAACUCAUAGCGGCGAACCGGAAGGGUGAGGGAAACCUGUCCAUCCGUCCGAUUCGAGAGCUAGUCGCCCUCUAUAAUCGGGACUAUCAGUGCUUUGUCGACACGGAGUUGCUGGCCACCGUUUUCGUAGCGGUACCUGUGGCGGCGCAAAAGGAGUGGAUGGCGACUUACUGGAAGAUGAGCGAGUAUGUGUGCCCGCAGUCGAACCGCGUUGUGGCCGAAGACAAAGAAUACGUGCUCAACAGCAUUGUUAUAUUCCGGAAGGUCAUGGACGAUGUAAAGACGGCGUGCCGCAAGAAGCGUUAUGCUAUCCGCGAAGUGGAAGGCACCGAUGACCUUUCUUCCGCCGAGUUGCGGAGCUUGCAGCAGAAGGCGGAAAAGGAGAAGAAGGCGCUUUACACGCUACUGUGGCAGCAGUAUUGCACCUGUUAUGUUGCCUGGAUUCACCUCAAGGCGGUGCGGGUGUUUAUCGAGGCGCUUCUGAAGUUCGGACUCCCGCCGCGCUUCAUUGCUGUGGUGCUGCAGGUGCCUGCGGAUAAGGAGGCCGAAAUCCGCAAGCGUAUUGCGCAGGUGUACCCCGACUUGACGACGCCGUUGGCGAAUGAUGUGACUGCUGAUACUGGUGCUUUACAGCAGGAGUACCCCUAUGUUUCCUUGAAAGUGACGAACGUGCAAAAAUAG